GGAGGGAGAGAUUCCUCCCCUCCCUCCGUUAAGCUGCUCCCGGUGCUGAAUGAGAGCAGCCGAAGCGUCGGAGGAAAGUCGGGAGCCGGACGGCGAUUGGCCCAACCGUUGCUGCCUUUUUGCUGCCUCUUCUCCGGCUCCCGCUCGCCCUUCCUUAUUCGGCAGGAAUGAUAACUUGGGUGAACGUGAAUGAAUAAAGUCACUUCUGCAAAUGUAGGGCAGAAGGCCAAUGGUGCAAACAGUAUGGCCCUAAUGAACGGACAGACCAGUAAUAUUAAUAUUAUACCAACUGCUUCAGAGAAGAGUAGCAGCUCAGAAUCAUUGAGUGACAAGGGUUCUACUGAAUUGAAGAAAAGCUUUGAUGCAGUAGUUUUUGAUGUUCUGAAAGUUACACCUGAGGAAUAUGCAGGCCAGAUUACCCUCAUGGAUAUUCCUGUAUUUAAAGCUAUUCAGCCAGAGGAACUGUCAAGCUGUGGUUGGAAUAAAAAGGAAAAAUAUAGUUCAGCACCAAAUGCAGUUGCUUUUACAAGAAGAUUCAACCAUGUAAGCUUUUGGGUAGUUAGAGAGAUUCUUCAUGCACAGACAUUAAAAAUAAGAGCUGAAGUCCUAAGCCACUAUAUCAAAACUGCUAAGAAACUUUAUGAACUAAAUAAUUUACAUGCUCUUAUGGCUGUGGUUUCUGGAUUGCAAAGUGCCCCCAUCUUCAGGUUGACUAAAACAUGGGCGUUACUGAGCCGAAAAGACAAAGCUUCUUUUGACAAACUGGAAUACAUAAUGAGCAAAGAGGACAAUUAUAAAAGACUUAGAGACUAUAUUGGUAGCUUGAAGAUGACUCCUUGUAUUCCUUAUUUAGGUAAGAUAAAUACUUUAAUUGUUUUUAUCAGCUUGUUAACAGAUUAUAUCUCCAGUGUUUGGCCAUGGACACUAUUGAUUUUGUUUUCCAGCUGGGAAAGCUCUAGUGAAUUGUCUCGUUUGCGAAUUAUCUCAUGCAAGAGCUGCAUAUACAAUAUUCCUGUGUUGCCUCAUGUUCAAAAGUAUCUGAAUUCUGUUCAGUAUAUAGAGGAACUUCAGAAGUUUGUGGAAGAUGAUAAUUAUAAACUUUCAUUAAAAAUAGAACCUGGGACCAGUACCCCUCGCGCCACUGCAUCUCGUGAAGAUUUAGUUGGCCCCGAAGUGGGUGUUUCUCCCCAAAUGGUGCGAAAGAAUGCUACUGCUGAAGGAGCAUUGCUACCACCAACUCCUCCAUCUCCUAGAAACCUGAUGCCUCAUGGGCAUAGAAAAUGUCACAGUUUGGGAUACAAUUUCAUUCAUAAAAUGAACACAGCAGAAUUUAAAAGUGCAACAUUCCCGAAUGCAGGACCAAGGCAUCUUUUAGAUGAUAGUGUCAUGGAAUCACAUGCUCCAUUACGAGGGCAGGCAGAGAGCUCCACCCUUUCCAGUGGAAUUUCAAUAGGUAGCAGUGAUGGAUCAGAGCUCAGUGAAGAAACUUCUUGGCCAGCAUUUGAAAGGAACAGAUUAUACCAUUCUCUUGGUCCGGUGACAAGAAUAGCACGAAAUGGCUAUUGGAGCCACAUGAAAGGCAGCAGUUCUGCGGAGUCUGAAGAUUUAGCUGUUCAUUUGUAUCCAGGAGCUGUUACUAUUCAAGGGGUUCUUAGAAGAAAAACUUUGUUAAAAGAGGGGAAGAAACCAACAGUAGCUUCUUGGACCAAAUACUGGGUGGCUCUAUGUGGAACACAGCUUUUCUACUAUGCUGCAAAGUCUUUGAAGGCUACAGAGAGAAAACACUUCAAAUCUACACCAAGUAAGAAUGUGUCAGUAGUGGGUUGGAUGGUUAUGAUGGCUGAUGAUCCAGAUCAUCCGGAUCUUUUCCUACUCACAGAUUCUGAAAAAGGGAAUUCGUACAAGUUUCAAGCUGGCAACAGAAUGAAUGCAAUGCUGUGGUUCAAGCAUCUAAGUGCUGCCUGCCAAAGCAAUAGACAACAGGUUCCUGCCAAUUUGAUGACUUUUGAGUGACCAUCUACUGCAGAAUUAGAUCCAAGAAUUUGAUCCAUCCACUUUUGAAUGCUAUUUCAUGGUUUGAGAAGUCCUGUUGAAGGCAUGCCAGCUGUACUUCUGACUAGGAAGUAAACAGAAGUUCUGAAUAAAAGCACUAAGAUUUCAGGGAAUGGAAUGUGACAUGAACUACCAUGAGGCUUGCUGCUACUCAAUAUUCUCUGAACUGACUUGUGGAAACCACUGCCUUAAAGAAUGAAAGGUUAUCCAACAUGAAACACCAAAUUUGUGUGUGUGGUGUGUGUAUGUAUAUGUGUGUGAAACCUCUGGUGGUGCUGUGCUUAGGUUAAGUAGGUUGUAGCUAGUUUGAAUUUGUGUUCACUUUGUAACAUUUUAAUUUUAAAGCCCUGCUUUUUGCAGUUUUUCUUGUUGUAAAAAAGGAGUACAUCUGAAACUUAAGGGUGUUUCAAGGGGUAUUUGUGCAAGGGGAUAGCCUGUGUUUUCUUGAAAAAUAUGCAGCUUAUAUCUGUGUCCCUCUGUAUUAGCUCUUGUGCUCAGCUAAUUGGGGACACGAUAUAAUUAGUUUAGCUUAGAAUGUAACAACUGUAAUAUAUGCAAAUUUAUCUUUUUAUAAAGCACUGACUUUGCAGAAUUUGAUACUACAUGAGGUUUUUCUUUUCUGCAAGUGACACAACAGCCAAUAUCAUAUUCAUUCUUUUUUUGAGAGAUAGAAAAAAAGAUCUUGGUUGUCAGUUUCAAGGAACCUCUGGGAAACAUCAGGAGGUCAGAACUGAGAAUUUAAUCUCAACAUAUUUUCAGACAAGACACCCUCAUUUCUCCAAGAAACAGUUUACAUGUGCGUUGUAUGCUUUUCCACAAGCACAUUUACCCCUGAAAAUCUUUAUUACUGCCUAUUAAUUAUUGUUUUACAGAUGAAAAUCUUAUAUUUUCCUUCUUGUAAAAGAAGCACAUGAUUAGGAUUAGAAGUUUUCUGUUUCUUUUGUGUCAGAGCUAGAAACCAUAUCUCUGUAGCAUAAAUUUAUUUGUAUAUGGUUUGCAAAAAUCACCUUUUGCAUAAUCAGAAAAAUCUGCCACUAAAAAGAUAAGCCACUGAUGGGAUUAAUUACAAGUAGGUUUAGUUUAGUGUAAGAAAAGAUUUCACAUAUUUCCUUAAAAAACAGCCUACCACCACGUGAGAUAAUUUGUAAAGAAACUCAUGCUCUGAAAAUUUGUGUUACUAUGAUAGCGUGAUACUUUGAACUAGACAAUUUCAGAGCCUUCACAUGGUAAUAAUUUUGAUCACAGGAAAACAAGGUCAGUUGAAAUCAACUCCAUCAGUGCUAUAGUCCAGUUAUUAAGAAAAUAUAUAUAGACUGGUUAUAAAGAAUAACUCAAAUGCAUGUGAGUAGAAUGUCAUUGGUUCAUGUAUCUAAAGGAUAUGUUUUCUAAAAGGCUUUUUCCUGCUAGUGGGAUAGGCAGAAAUGGCAGCUAUCCACAGAAGGAAAUAAUAAGGUUGACUUAAAACUUUCAUGUAAAGUACAAUGAAAAAAUAGGAACUUUAAAAUUAUCCACUUUUAAAAUCUGUUUCUGUUGUUCCUGCCAAAAAGUUCACAAUAUACUUAAAUUCUGGAUUCUUAAUUCUUCUGAAUUAAUACUCAGUUCUGACCUUAUAGUGGUAUUUGUUAUAAAAGGAGACCUGCAUGUUCUUGACUUGCUUAGUUUACAUAUUUGCCAAUAAAUGACACAGGAUGUUUCAUGGGAACAUCUUUAUAGCCAGCAGUAUUACUGUAUAGAGUUUGCACAAUUUAAUUUUCACUUUUCAGAGUUUAAAAAAAGCAUCCCAUUUUUAAUGUUGUGGAAUGGAAUCCUGUGGAAUUCGUUUGUUCUAAAAAAGCACGGAGGAAAAAGAAUUGUAUAGAUAGACCUAUCCACUUGAUCACCAUUCUUGUGAGUAGAAAGAUGCAACUACAAACCACAGCUUCAUUAGGUAUAGAGUUUUGAAAGAUAAAAGAUCAGCUCGUGCCACCUUUACACAUGAUGUCUAAUAUAGUUAGUUUUGGCAUGUUGAAUGAGUACUUUUGAACAUUUACAAUAUUUGAUUCAGAUCAUAGAACAUAUUUUCUGAGAUACAUCAGUUUUGAACCUUAUAUAACAUUUUCACAACUAAUUCAUUAUGUCAAAAUGUUUCUCAAAAGGAAAUGGAUGGUUUGGAAAGGGAAUAAACACAAAAAUAGGCACAUGUAUCAGCUCAAAACCAGGUUGAAAACUUGUUUUUGCCCAAUAGACUAAAUACCAAAAGCAGCAAAAAGUAGUAAAAAUGCAAUUCAAAUAUAAAUUCAUCAGUUUAAAACCUUUACUUAGCCUAUUUCCUGUAAAUAGUAAAUAGGGGUAUUACACGUUUACAGCUUUCAGCUUUCUCAUACAUGUUUUACAGUUUUUGUGUUGCAGUUUUUGUAUUUUGUUUUGAUUUACUAUAUUUGAAAAAAAAUCUUUCAAGCCUUGAACCAUUCCAGAUGUUAUGAUAGUUUUAAAGGUUGCAUUUGUAAAAAGAUCUAUUUAAUUUCUAACAAUUUGCUUCAUUCAUCAGUUAAAUCUCAGUAAUGUAAAAUUUUACAAUUCAUACUAUUAAUAUGUUUUAAUAAUUAAAAAUAUGUAUCAGAACAUCUAAAUGCUGUUCGAGUGUGAAUGAAGCAUUUUGCUUGGUAAUACAAGUUUCUUCUAAAUAAUUGAGCUAAAUACAUAGAUGCUAAUACUAUCAGGUAUUGGUUUUUAUAAUAAUUAAUAGAAAAUAGAAUGAGUGCCAUUUUUACUAUAACAAAAAACACUGGAUUUUUGGUAUAUAAAGACAUAUUUCACUAAAAUAUAUUUUUAAUGUUUCAUCUAAAAACAAAUCAAGUUGCAAGAAAUGUUUAAUUCUAAAAGACAAGAUCUGUUACAAGAAACACUAAUCUGGUUAGUACAACUGUAGAAUGCCUUAUAUGUCUUCAUUUCAUACACACACACACACACACACACACACACACACACACACAGAGUGCUUCUUCAUCUUGCAUACUGUAAAUGAAGAACCUCUAUUGCAUAUGCCCAACUGAGCCUCAGUUAAUCAACUUUCUAAUUUCCUCUCAUUUUUAUAAAAUGCAGGGGUCAUGUGUUCUGAGUAUCUACUCAUUAUUGUGAAAAGUUGAUAGCAAUUAACCAGAUAUCAGUUAGCCCAUAUGAAGCUGGUUGAAUAAUACUGUCAGACUACUUUGUCAAAUCUCAGCUAAGAAGAUUUUCCUUGUAAUGAAAUUGUAACUUGCACUGCUUCACACACAUAUGAUCCACACACACUUUUCUAUAUAAAGACAUGGAUGAAGCUGCUUUUCAGAACACAUUAGAUGAAAUGAAAGAUUUUGUUUCAGCUAUUUAUCUAAAUAGUAUUUGAAGAUAGAUAUUGUUAUAGACAUAUUAUUUUCAAAUAGGGUUGAGUGAGCUUUUUGAUUUCUUCCUAAUUUUAUGGCAUUCCUGUACCUUUGUGUCAGAUCAAUCAAAUAUGUUGCAAAUUAGGUUUCUUUGUAAUGCAAGCAUCAAGUGGCUCAAGUUGCAUCUUUCUUUCUCAUAUUUUUGUGUGUAUUGCUUUUUUCAGUUUGUUGCCAUUCUUAAAUCUAAUUUUCUAAUUUGGAAUAUUUUAUGAAAACUUGAAGACACUAAAAUUUGAAGUAAAGAAUUGUAAAGUUCUUUAAAGUAAAGUUAUCUGCUUAGGUUUGGGUUUUUUUGAGUCACACUCUUUUCCUAUUUAAAAAUGGCUUGUAUCCAACCUUAAAAUGUACAUUUAAAAAUAAGACAGAAACGGAAUAUUCAUUCAGAGGAGUGUAACAUUUCCGGCUCAUCAUGAGAUGAGCAUUUUAUAUCUGUAUAAGAUUUUUUGCCAGUGCCUUAAUUACCAGUUUGAAAGACCAAGGUGGCAAUCCACCCAAGUAUUAUUUCUAUGCAUUCCACUACUCAUGUAAAU
This is a messenger RNA of Notechis scutatus (mainland tiger snake), 5983 nucleotides long. Lineage: Eukaryota; Metazoa; Chordata; Lepidosauria; Squamata; Elapidae. The record is from RefSeq and is a predicted model, not a curated record.